Pisolithus orientalis is the source of this 853-nucleotide messenger RNA. RefSeq lists its product as uncharacterized. The coding region runs from base 138 to 647 and encodes 169 amino acids. Lineage: Eukaryota; Fungi; Basidiomycota; Agaricomycetes; Boletales; Pisolithaceae. The record is from RefSeq and is a predicted model, not a curated record. The transcript has 9 exons.
GAAGUGCGAAGCCCUUAACGAACUGGUUGAACGGCGUAGAUAUCUUGUUGCGAGACAAAAGGCGCGGCGUGAGGUAAAGUUUAUAUCACAAACGCUCAGUGUCAGGUUACUCGAGCACAUCUAUAUUGCAAUCCUCAAUGCAUCUCAGGAUGAAACGCAUGGCAUCCAGGACACUGCCUAUGCGCGGUAGACAUCCACUCCACGCUGCGGGAGAUUACGGCUCUCCAAACGGCACUCGAUGCAAUGGAGGACGAAGACGAACAGCGGGCACUGGAGGAAGAUAUAACAGGAAAGAAGUGCAGCAACUAUUACCAGAGGUUGUGAGCUACAUUCGGAGGGAAAGGAACUCGAUGGCCCUGGAAGUUCGCGGCCGAUUUCGCGGAUGUUUGCUUGAGAUGGGGAAUAUUAUCAAGAAAACAUCUCCUGUGUACCUGGAUGAUGAUCUGGCUCACUUACGACGGAUUAUGCUUGACGCAGGCGCAGGUAUAUCGAAACAUCGGUCAUGGCUUGAUGCUCGGGCGGCAGAGCAAAACAAAUGGUCAAGUACACCUGCGUCCAGAGGCAACCCCCCUACUAUUUCGGCACACUUCACCGAGAAUACCCAUACAUCCACGGCUCUGCGGACUCUGUACACUGGAAACAUCUGAUUGACAAAUAUUAGCUCAUUCGAGCGAGCUGUUGCACCCAAUAACACUUUAGUCCCAAAACACCGAAGCGGUGACUUUUCUCCGUGUUCAGGCGAUGUAGUACUAGCGAUUCCAACCACAUAUGUAGCUCUUAGGCUUGUUUUCAUCUUACAUGACCGCUUCUGCAAAAGUCUACCUCCCAGACACUUCAAAGUACGGCCAGACAC